AUGGUCAACUUCAAAAAAGGUGGCGAACAUAUCACAGUCGAAGAGGUUGACGACGAAAAUCCUAUAUUCAAGGAAGAUAGAAAUCGUUUGUCACAAGACCUUAGAUCCAGACAUCUACAAAUGAUUGCCAUCUGUGGUGUAUUUGGGACAGGAAUUUUCUUGAGUUCGGGCACAGUUUACUCUCUCACUGGGGCAGGUGGUUGUUUCUUGGCUUACGCCUUGGUGGCAGUAGUUGUUGGCAUCAACCAAAUUGCUAUUGCAGAAGUAGCUGCUCUUAUGCCUACAUCUUCUGCAGUUGUUCGUCAUUUAGAGCACUUCGUUGACCCAGCUAUGGGUUUUGCCUAUGGUUGGAUAUUGUGGUGGGGCGCAAGUAUGCCGGGAGAAAUUUCAGCAGCUGCGGUAAUUGUCUCCUACUGGACUGACAUCAAUGGUGCUGCCUGGAUCUCCAUCAUCAUUGUACUUCUGUUUGCAAGUAACGCAUACUCGAUGAGGGUGUAUGGUGAAAUAGAAUUUUUCUUCGCUAUUCUAAAGUUGUCCUUGCUUUUGGGUUUAAUUAUUGUCUCUAUUAUAAUAACAUCUGGUGGUGGACCCAACCACGAAGCAAUAGGAUUCAGAUACUGGAGGGAUCCUGAUGCAUUUUUACCAUUCUUGACGACUGGCAGUUUAGGACGAUUUGCUGCGUUCUGGAAAUCAUUGAGUUCCGUUGUAUACUCAUACGGAGGUGUUCAAUCUGUUCCAACUUUGGCCAGCGAGGUCCGUUAUCCACGGAGGUCAGUGUUCAAAGCCUGCAAAAGAAUCUUCUUCAGAGUUACCAUACUAAUGAUAUUAGCUGCAUUCAGUUUGACUUUGAUUGUUUCUCCAGAAGAUAAGAAUAUCACAUCUGGAAGUGGCAACGCCAAGUCAUCACCAUUUGUGGUGGCCAUCAAAAAUGCAGGUAUCCCUGCAUUGCCCCAUAUUGUCAACGCCGUUGUAUUGACAUCUGCCUUCUCCGCAGGAAAUAACAACGUAGUCCAGGGAACUAGAUGUUUAUUUGCUAUGGCUGUGAAGGGACAAGCUCCCAAGAUUUUCUUGAAAACAACGAAAAGGGGAAUUCCUUUGAAUGCUUUGCUUCUUGUCACCUUGUUCAUGCCACUUGCAUUCAUGUCUGUUUCAGAAUCAGCUGCUAAUGUCUUUAAUUGGUUCCAAAACCUAACAUCAUCUAAUUUACUUCUAGGAUGGAUUUUGAUCGGCUUGAACCAUGUUUCCAUGCAUAGAGCAAUGUGGGCCCAAGGGUAUACGAGAGCAGAUUUACCACACACAUUUCCAGGAGGACAAUACUCUGGAUAUGUGUCGGGUGUAAUUUCAUUGAUUUUGUUGCUAACUGGUGGCUUCACUAACUUUGUCCAUGGUCACUUCGCCAUUGCUUCGUUUUUCUCUUCUUACUUUGUGAUUCCUUUGACUUUGGUAUUAUUCUUGUUCUGGAAAUUCUUUAAGAAAACAAAAUACUUGAGACCGGAAGAUGUUGAUUUGAAUUCCUUAUUCAUGGACGUUCAAAGGAAUCCCGAACCUCUUGAAGAACCGCUUCGUGGAUGGAGGCUCUUGACAUUAUUGUGGAACUAG
This is a messenger RNA of Scheffersomyces stipitis CBS 6054, 1599 nucleotides long. It is a transcript of the gene DIP5.2, whose product is annotated as dicarboxylic amino acid permease. NCBI's taxonomy places the organism in Eukaryota, Fungi, Ascomycota, Pichiomycetes, Serinales, Debaryomycetaceae. Gene Ontology annotation, molecular function: amino acid transmembrane transporter activity. The transcript has a single exon. The record is from RefSeq and is a predicted model, not a curated record. Gene Ontology annotation, biological process: amino acid transmembrane transport. Gene Ontology annotation, cellular component: membrane. The coding region runs from base 1 to 1599 and encodes 532 amino acids.